Messenger RNA from Hyalella azteca, 2146 nucleotides. Its product is annotated as serine/threonine-protein kinase meng-po. Gene Ontology annotation, biological process: peptidyl-serine phosphorylation; peptidyl-threonine phosphorylation. The transcript has 4 exons. Gene Ontology annotation, molecular function: ATP binding; protein serine/threonine kinase activity. Lineage: Eukaryota; Metazoa; Arthropoda; Malacostraca; Amphipoda; Hyalellidae. The annotation marks the transcript as partial. The record is from RefSeq and is a predicted model, not a curated record.
AUCAGCCUGGAGGCGGAGUAUGAGGUGGUUGCAGUGUUGCAGGAGGGGUGGAGAGGCAGGGUGCUGCUGGUGGAGCACCGCGUCACUAGGAACGAAGUGGUUCUUAAGGCCACCCAUAAGGACGCCACCUCCAGGAUGGACUUCUUCAGACUUUACAUUGACCACGCAGGGAGUUCCACAUAUGGCCUCCAAGUCCGCCGUGGAGUUUAUGAACGCCAAGGUGUGGCCUCCAAGUCCGCCUUGGACUUUAUGCACUCCAAGGAUUUGGUGCAUCGCGAUAUCAACAUGGAUAACAUUUUGGUGUUCAAAAGCGACUUUAGCCGCGUCAAGCUCUGUGAUUUUGGCUCCACCCGCAAAACCGGCAGCCUGUUGAAGAAAAAAACCGUUUGGCUGCCUUAUGCGCCGCCCGAGAUCGUCGACGCGGUUCAGAACGAAGGCUACCACGUAGAUACGGCACAGGAUGUGUGGCAGUUCGGGAUCCUGGUAUACGUGCUGCUCACCGGCCAGCUGCCGUGGCAGAAAGCUGACCUAACUGAUCCGCACUACGCCGAGUACGCAAACUGGCGGAAGAGGAAGACUUUACGAACACCAAAGCGUUUGAGUAACUUUAGCACCCGCUUCCUCCGGUGGAUGAAAAGGACACUUGAACCUAAGCCAGAGAAGAGGGCUUCGGUGAAGGAGAUAACGAAAUACAUUGAUGACAAAUGGCUCACGCGACAGGUCAAGAAAUUUGAUGAUGUUGAUAACCAGUCUAUUUGCUAUUCCACAUUCUCGAUGCACUCUUCGAAAAUUGAAAAAGAUAAAGUUCUCAAAGCUCUAAAAGAUCAUGGGAUUGAAACGACAGUUGAUCGAGCGGCAAAACGUAAACGAAUUCACGAGUGGCUGGAGAGAUCGAUCUCUACACGGCAAAAUAAUGUCGAAGAAGAUGAUAUGAUCUCGCAGUCUAGUGAUAUUUCUCAGCAAAAGUCCGUUAGCUCAGGAAAGCUAUCCGGUUCUUCCUGUACCAAGCAUGGCAAUACAUCGAGCCUCAACAACCUCUUGGACGAUGGAUAUCAAACUGGUUCGUCCUCUAAUAAUUCAUCUAUGAAGAUGGUUCAAAUGCGCUCCAAUCUUAACAAGUCUAUAGGGACCAUCAACCGAAUUGAGUUUGAGAAGGGAAUAUCAAAAAAUGAUUUCCAUUUAAACCAAAAAGCAGAAAGACAAAGAAGACAGGGCCAGCAAAAGCUCUCAGCAUCGAGUACAGACACAAUAGUAGCGGCGCCCAACAAGAAACUUCUUCAAAGAAUUGGCCUCAGUCCAGCCCGCCCUCCCAACCAGCAAACAAAUUGCCGCGAUAACCAAGGACUUCUAAGUGGAACAACCCAACCAAACUUCAUUGUUCAGCCUCAGCCAGGACAUGUCAACCACACAAAAUACUUGCCAGAACCAAAAAUUGCAGAUCGCUCCGCAUUUAUUCCGCAAUCUUAUCGAAAUACUUCCGAAGGUCCAGGUAGCCAUCAGGUCAUCUUACCAAGUUCAAAGAACUGGCCAAUGGAGGCAUCACAACUCCAGAUGAUUCACGACCAGCAGAUACCACCACAGGGACAUCAGCAUCAAUACCACACUGGAUGUAAUAACACUGAACAGAAUUACCAGUGUUCUUCUUGUCACGCAAGAAGCAAUACUUGGGAACGCUCUGAGAGUUUCGAACUUCAGAGGUCUCGAACAGACUCGUUUUACGUCACUGAAUCUCCCCGAACAUCGCUUUCUCGACACGAGAGCGAAGAAAGGCUUUCUGACGGCAGCGUUACUAGUGUCAUACUAAGAAUGAGAAUAGUUGAGGCUUGAGUUAGUAUAGCUUUCUAACCGUUCCCAUUCCCAGAUUUAUCCGACCUAAUUUUUACUAUGAAAGUAGGUAAGACUUUGUAGAAUGGAUAUGACAUUCCCCUAAAAAUAUGGGAUGUGCAAUGUGAAUUUGAAAUUUGGAACCCAGCGGCCAACGUCAUAAUUACUUCACAACUACGAAAAUGCAACCUUUUUGUUUACGUUGUUUUCAUGUUUCAAAUGUAUCAUUAUAUACCCAAUGAAUGUCUAGUCAUUGUAAUAACAUGCCGUAGAAUGUACAGCGGUUGGCCAAAAUAAGGGAAACACCAGAGAAAUCCACAAA